Nicotiana tabacum (common tobacco) is the source of this 394-nucleotide messenger RNA. RefSeq names its product F-box/FBD/LRR-repeat protein At1g13570-like. Gene Ontology annotation, molecular function: protein binding. The record is from RefSeq and is a predicted model, not a curated record. Lineage: Eukaryota; Viridiplantae; Streptophyta; Magnoliopsida; Solanales; Solanaceae.
AUGAUUCAAGAUAGUAAAGGAGUUGCGGUUGCAGGGGACAAAGAAGAUCGAAUCAGUUAUCUGCCAAGAAAUGUUAUAGAUCAUAUUCUUGACUCCCUGCCUAUUCAAGAUGCAGCAAGAACUAGUAUUCCAUCAAAAUACUGGAGAUAUAUUUGUUCCAUACUUCCAAGUUUUGUGCUGAAUAAGCUCUUCUGCAACAAAUUAGCAGCAAGAUCUCAAUAUGUCUUCAAAGAAACUAUAGAUAAGAUUCUCUUACAGCAUCUUGGAGAUGUGGUGAUAUUUGAUCUGGAUGUCUCAGGAGUACAGUUGUCUUUGUGUCCCGAUAUUGAUAGAUGGAUGCUCUAUGUCACCAGAAACGGUGUCAAGAAGCUAACCCUUAACAUGUCAAAUAACG